Molecule: messenger RNA, 510 nt
Organism: Myotis davidii
Lineage: Eukaryota; Metazoa; Chordata; Mammalia; Chiroptera; Vespertilionidae
Gene: AAMDC
Product: adipogenesis associated, Mth938 domain containing
Exons: 4
Coding region: 120-488 (122 amino acids)
Biological process (GO): positive regulation of fat cell differentiation
Cellular component (GO): cytoplasm
Source: RefSeq, a predicted model, not a curated record
CUUGUGGAGGGAACACCUAGAUCCGAGGGCCCGAAGUCAGUGAGGCGGGAGGAACGGCACCGAGCGGUUGGUGGUCGCAGCUCCCUGGAAGCGGGCUUUGGAUUUCAGUUAAGUUCCUUAUGUCUUCCCCUGAAAUUGCUUCCCUUUCAUGGGGGCAAAUGAAAGUACAAGGCUCUACUAAAACCUAUAAGGACUGCAAAGUGUGGCCAGGGGGAAGUCGGGAUUGGGAUUGGAGAGAAACAGGAACUGAGCAUUCUCCUGGUGUGCAGCCUGCAGAUGUGGAGGAAGUUGUCAAGAAGGGUGUGCAGACCCUUGUGAUUGGCCGAGGGAUGAGUGAGGCCUUGAAGGUCCCCCCAUCAACCCUGGAGUACCUUGAGAAACAAGGCAUUGAUGUACGAGUACUCCAGACAGAGAAGGCCGUAAAGGAGUACAAUGCCUUGGCUGCCCAAGGUGUCAGGGUCGGAGGGGUCUUCCAUUCCACCUGCUGAUGAAGCCUUAAAACAAAUCACU